This is a messenger RNA of Dentiscutata heterogama, 180 nucleotides long. The record is from the annotation of a GenBank genome assembly. NCBI's taxonomy places the organism in Eukaryota, Fungi, Glomeromycota, Glomeromycetes, Diversisporales, Gigasporaceae.
AUGCCAUACUGGAUAACUAAACAAAUAUUUUGUAUCUUGAGAAAGGGUAAUCUUAAGAGCAUCCUUAAAGGAAUUUUAUUUUUAUUUCUUUUAAGUAGGAGAGAAAUAAUUUUUUCAUUUAAUAAUGUUCCGAAUUCCCUCCAUUCAAAUACUCAAACAAUUAUAAUAAUGAGUAACUAA